GGUGAUCCACCCGCCUCGGCCUCUCAAAGUGCUGGGAUUACAGGCAUGAACCACCUCGCCCAGACUAUUUGUAUUCUUACCAAGCUUAAAGAAAUAGUAUAAGACUUUAAAUAAAAUAGGCAGGAAACCUCCUGCCCACCUGCUGUGUGCUCUGCACCUUUCCUUUUCCAUCCUGUGUCCCCAGAAGCAGCCGCUUUGGGCUGCGUUUCCUUCUCUGGCGUCCAUCCCAGCUUCUCAUCUGGCCGCGUUGGCGUGACUUGUUUCAUGUUUCUUCUCCCUCCAUUUUGAAGUAACCAGCUUGAUGAACGGCCUGAACUUGGUACAAGUUGUGGCUUCAUUUUUCUCCACCACACCUCAGGCUUGCACCGUCAGCUCUUUCUUCCCUUGUGGUCAUCGUAAGGAGAGCCCACGAUGCUCUGGUCACGGCCUGUUUGUUGCUAACUCUCAGUUACUUUCGUAUGGGAAAGUUCAGUCCACACUCCAGGCCUUUGUACCUCCCCCUCAUUCUAGCCUGCGGAGGGGAGAUGGAGGAGGCCUGUCUUUAUUCCCACUUCAUUUCCUUGUUGCCCUCUGGUGGGGGCUCCUUCUGGGUUGAUAGGAAGAUCAGUGAUUAGAGGGAAGGACACAAAGGCUCCUGCGGUGUGAUGGUCAGUACCCAGUGUUAUGACAGGCAUCUGUGGGGAUCGUGGGACUUGGUUAGAGCCUCUGGCAGGAUUUUGCUCGCAGUUCCAUGAUGUAUGUGAUUCUUUCUCUCACCGCUUGCAGACUUACCCAGAAGUCCACUCACCGCCUCUUCCCCUGGGAUCUACCUCCUUGCAGGUAGUGCUGCUGAGGAGGAGCCUGCUAAUGAGCUCAAGUCUCAAGUUCAGGAAUCUUGGGGGUAUUCCCUGGCCCCAGGGAAACAGUGCCCUGCCUGAGGGAUUGUUGUCGUUCAAGGAUAUAUCUGUGGAGUUCACCUGGGAUGAGUGGCAGCUACUGGAUUCCACACAGAAGUACCUGUACAGAGAGGUGGUACUGGAAAACUACCAUAACCUGAUCUCGGUGGGGUAUCAUGGUGCCAAGCCUGACUUAAUCUUCAAGUUGGAACAAGGAGAAGAUCCGUGGAUAGUAAAUGCCAAAAUUUCCAGGGAGAGCUGUCCAGAUGGCUGGGAAGAAUGGUACCAGCAAAACCAAGAUGAGCUUGAAAGUGUUGAAAGGAGCUAUGCUUGUAGUGUGUUGAGAAGACUUAAUCUGAGCAAAACCCAUGAUUCUUCAAGACAAAGAUUCUAUAACACACAUGGAAAAAGUUGGACCCAAAACUCAGCUUCAAGCAGAAGUUGUUUAAGAAAGAAUCCUGAUAAGUUUCAUGGUUAUGAAGAACCAUAUUUUCUUAAGCAUCCAAGAGCUCAUAGCAUAGAAAAAAACUGUGUGUGUAGUGAAUGUGGGAAAGCUUUUCGUUGUAAAUCACAGCUCAUUGUACAUCUCAGAAUUCAUACAGGAGAGAGACCUUAUGAAUGCAGUAAAUGUGAAAGAGCCUUCAGUGCCAAGUCAAACCUUAAUGCUCAUCAGAGAGUUCACACAGGAGAAAAGCCCUACUCAUGUGGUGAAUGUGAGAAGGUCUUCUCCUUCAGGUCACAGCUCAUUGUCCAUCAGGAAAUUCACACAGGAGGGAAACCCUAUGGUUGCAGUGAGUGUGGGAAAGCCUACAGUUGGAAAUCACAGCUUAUUUUACACCAGAGAAGCCAUACAGGAGUGAAACCCUAUGAAUGUAGUGAAUGUGGGAAAGCCUUUAGUUUGAAGUCUCCAUUUGUUGUGCACCAGAGAACUCAUACAGGAGUGAAACCCCAUAAAUGCGAUGAAUGUGGGAAAGCCUUUCGGAGUAAGUCCUAUCUCCUUGUUCACAUUCGAAUGCACACAGGAGAAAAACCCUAUCAAUGCAGCGAUUGUGGAAAAGCCUUCAAUAUGAAGAUGCAGCUCAUCGUACAUCAGGGAGUCCACACAGGAAAUAAUCCUUACCAGUGCAGUGAAUGUGGGAAAGCCUUUGGUAGGAAGGAACAGCUCACUGCACAUCUGAGAGCUCAUGCAGGAGAGAAGCCCUAUGGGUGCAGCGAAUGUGGGAAGGCGUUCAGCAGCAAGUCAUACCUUGUUAUACAUCGGAGAACACACACGGGAGAGAGACCCUAUGAAUGUGGUUUGUGUGAGAGAGCCUUUUGUGGGAAAUCACAGCUGAUUAUACAUCAGAGAACUCAUUCAACUGAGAAGCCCUAUGAAUGUAAUGAAUGUGAAAAAGCCUAUCCUAGGAAGGCAUCACUGCAGAUACAUCAGAAAACUCAUUCAGGAGAGAAACCUUUUAAAUGCAGUGAAUGUGGAAAAGCCUUCACUCAGAAGUCGUCUCUCAGUGAACAUCAGAGAGUUCACACAGGAGAGAAACCAUGGAAAUGCUCUGAAUGUGGGAAAUCCUUCUGUUGGAACUCAGGGCUUCGUAUACAUCGGAAGACUCACAAAUGAGAAGUCAGAAUGACGCACAUGUGAGAAACUGUGUCACAGAAGCUGAUUUCAGGAGACUUUAGAUAACAGAGACAGGAUUUACAAGCAGGAGGCCCUAAAACUACGCUCAUGUCAAAAAUCAUGUAGGAGAGAAAUCAGCCAUAUUUGGGAUGAGUGUAAAAGCCUUCAGAAAUGAGUUACAAAUCUUUGUAGAUGAAAAUAAUUGAAGGAAUGAGGAGCAGUAAAUGUAUGAAAUGUUGUAGCCUAUUAUGAAGGUAAUCUGGUAAAGAAUACCAGAGUAUCCUCUUCUUGCUAAGAAAUCCACAUUUCUAAGUUAUCCACAUGAAUAAAUUAGGGAAGCAUUUUCCCAUGGAAAGCGUGUUCCGUGGAAAGUCACAUUCCAGAUUUGAAGCUAUGUUUUUAUAAAAUAAAAUCUCAGUUAUAAACAGUUGACUUUUCAUGGUAGAGUUUAAAGGUUGUUUGUUUGUUUUAAUAUGUAAAUAAAGUAAUGAUCAGGAAAACCACAGGGAAUAGAUUCUUAAAGUUAAGGGAUAUUUAAUGUGACUUCCCUGAGUUAACACUGAAUAUCAUUUCUAAAAUUUUUAGUAUUUUAUUUUUUAAUGUAACUUGUUCUAUAUCUCUCUAUAUAUUUGAUAGUUUGUGGAAUAACAUCCCCCAGUAUUUUCCAUAUUAAAUACUAAUUGUCUUUUUAUUUCUUUUUCAUAAGCAGAACUGGCGGUUUAUUACAGAGCUGCUGCUUAAGAAAACUCAUUGUAAUGAACAUUUAUUAUAUGUUGGCAGUUGUGUGUGUGUUCUCCAUUAAUUGAGUUGAGCUCCCUUGUUUUCUCUGGAGAAAUACCUCCCCUCUCUGGGGUGCUUCCUGUGGUGUCUUUCAGGUAUCCUUUCCACUAGCUACAGGUGAGCAUUUUACCCAUUGUUGGAUAAUGGUAAUCUCUUUUUCAGAAUUUGGAGUCUGUAAUUCAUUCACACAUGAACCAGAAAAUGUCAGAACUCAUUC
Messenger RNA from Sapajus apella (tufted capuchin), 3484 nucleotides. It is a transcript of the gene ZNF26, whose product is annotated as zinc finger protein 26. The transcript has 4 exons. The coding region runs from base 664 to 2487 and encodes 607 amino acids. Gene Ontology annotation, molecular function: DNA-binding transcription repressor activity, RNA polymerase II-specific. The record is from RefSeq and is a predicted model, not a curated record. Gene Ontology annotation, biological process: negative regulation of transcription by RNA polymerase II. Lineage: Eukaryota; Metazoa; Chordata; Mammalia; Primates; Cebidae.